This is a messenger RNA of Hyaloperonospora brassicae, 600 nucleotides long. The record is from the annotation of a GenBank genome assembly. Lineage: Eukaryota; Oomycota; Peronosporomycetes; Peronosporales; Peronosporaceae.
AUGGACACCAAAACGCGCACGCUGCUGGGUGGCGUCUACGCCGGCAUGGGCGUCGCUAUGGCCGCUGCCGCCAAGUUCGACUGGCUGCCGAAAGGCGCAGUCGCCGCCUUCCUCUCGCUCGUGUGGCUGGGCUUCGUGCUUGCGAUCUCGUGCACAGAGUCGUGGGUGAAGUUUCGCGCGCCGUUCGUGCCGCGUCACUUGGCGCUGGAUGUGGGCCGCACGAUGUUUGCGGCGCUCAAUUCGGUGGAGAUUGGGCUUUGCGUGGCGCUCUGGGCGCUGCACUUUUUCGUCCCGUCUGCCGAGUACGACGCCGUGUGGCGUCUCGUUUUCGCUUCGUUCCUUGUGGCCGUGCAGGUUGCGUGGCUGUACCCCAAGCUGGAGCUCACGGCCGAGUAUGUGUUGUACGAAGAGCUCAAGGAACUCGACGUGGACAAGUUGUCGUUCAACCAGAAGAUGCGGCUCGGGGAAAUGCGCCACAAGGUCCAGAUCCAGAGCAAACCGGCCACGAUCUACCACAUGCUGUAUACGGGGGCUGAGGUGCUCAAGGCGAUCACGCUCGUUAGUUUCGCGCUGCACUUUCUCACGGACAUACAAGCGUGA